Molecule: messenger RNA, 897 nt
Organism: Cajanus cajan (pigeon pea)
Lineage: Eukaryota; Viridiplantae; Streptophyta; Magnoliopsida; Fabales; Fabaceae
Product: transcription factor bHLH53
Biological process (GO): regulation of transcription by RNA polymerase II
Cellular component (GO): nucleus
Molecular function (GO): DNA-binding transcription factor activity, RNA polymerase II-specific; protein dimerization activity; RNA polymerase II cis-regulatory region sequence-specific DNA binding
Source: RefSeq, a predicted model, not a curated record
AUGGCACUAAGGACGUACUUCAACCGGGAAACUCUUCAAUUUCCCAUCUCAAAAACAAACACCUUUCAUGAAAGCAUGCCAGAAGAAGUAUCAGCACCAAACCUCAACCACUUUUUUCCGUAUUCAGAUGAAAGCUUCUUCCUUUCAAACCCACUUUUUAAUAACUAUUUUGACCCAACAGGUGAUUUUGUCUUCCCUCCAGAGAUCUACCCUCCUUAUGAUCCCAUCAUUCCCCUCACUCGUCAUGAUAUUUUCCCAACUCACGAAGAUUACAAUCUUCUCCCAUGUCCCAAAAGCCAAAAGUAUAACUAUGAACCUGAACCUCAAGAGUUUAUUACACCAUCAGUACCGUCCACUUUCUUAGAAGGGUUUUUUAUGCCUUAUGAUAAUUGUUCCUCCUUGCAAGGAGAAGAACAGCAACAUGAACUCUUCUAUAAUGUUCCACAACAUGAUACUUGUGUGGAUCUUCCUUGGUGUGAGAAGAAAGAUAAAGAGAGAAACAUAUCUCCACAGAGCAUAGCAGCAAGAGAAAGGAGAAGAAAGAUCACUGUGAAGACACAGCAACUCGGAAAAUUGGUUCCUGGUGGACCAAAGAUGAACACGGCUGAGAUGCUUCAUGCAGCUGCAAAGUAUGUUAACUACCUUCAAGCACAAGUUGGGAUGCUUGAACUCAUGAAGUCUCUCGAGGAAGAAAAAACAGCACCUCCUUCUGAAAUUCUACACGAUCUUGUUGUUUCUCCCGUUGUUCAAGAGAAAUUGUACACUGAGGAAAUGUGUUUUGUUCCAAAAGAAAUUGUCACCACUUUGACAAAUCACGAGGAUGUUAAAUCAAGCCCUACCAUCGUUGAGGAUCUUAAACAGCUGAUUGGGACAGACAUUGAGACGAAAGCUAAGUAA